GGCAGAGGCAUUCCGGUACAUGACAAAUGCCCUCGUGGUAUACACAGAUUCGGAACCAUUUAGGAGUCACAUAACUGCAGUUAGAAGCGAACUUUCACAGAUAACAAAGAUCUUUUCGGUCAACAGGUCAACGAUGUGGUCAUUUCAAAACCUGAAAAAGGUUACUGAAAUUUACAAUUUAAAAUCUUAUCCUAAACGUUACCCAAACGUUAAUCCCCUUUAUACAUGCGUAACCCAUGCUAAAUUUGAUUUGAUUGCAAAGACCGCUCAAGACGAUAUUUUCAAAACGAAAUAUAUCAUGUGGUUAGAUUUGGGAUACUUCAGAAAUCGCAAAUCACAUAAUAUUUUUCAUAUGUCUAAACCAAAGUAUUUCAAUGACUCAAAAAUAGCCAUGAAUCAAGUAAAUGGCAAAGAUGAUUCCAUCAGUCCAAAUACAAUCGUAAGAAAGAGUCUCAGGUAUGUAGGUGGUGGGCUUAUUUACGGGGAGAAAACACGAGUUAUUUUGUUGGUGGAAGAUUUUAAACGAGCCGUACGUUAUUUCCUUUCAAAAAAUGAAAUUAAUUGCGAAGAGCAAAUCCUUUAUGCGAUGUUUUCAAAAAGGGGAAGACAAAUACUGAAACCAAAUGUAGAGCUUCAGUUGUAUAGGACGAAAGAGAGAAAAUGGUUUUAUCUUGGUGAUAGUAUGAUUAUUGAAGAGAACGUUUAACACUAUUGAUAAAUGUUCAAAUUGCGAGGUU
This is a messenger RNA of Mercenaria mercenaria, 737 nucleotides long. RefSeq lists its product as uncharacterized. The transcript has a single exon. The coding region runs from base 20 to 706 and encodes 228 amino acids. NCBI's taxonomy places the organism in Eukaryota, Metazoa, Mollusca, Bivalvia, Venerida, Veneridae. The record is from RefSeq and is a predicted model, not a curated record.